AUUCAAACCAUAGCAUUACCCUUGUCUCAGGGUUCCCAUCUGUGUGCUUCUAGGCAGACUCCAGAAGCAUUGCUCUGGACACAGUGCUCCUUGUCAGAAGCCUGCCUGAGGGAAAGGCCUUUCUUUCUUCAGCAGAUUUUCCACCCCUUCCUUUGCUGCAGAUGGGCUCUGGACUGCAGACGGCUGCCCUUCCUUUCCUAAGUCUGAUCCUGCUUGUCUGGAGCCAGGUGCCAGGGCUCCAGGGCCACGAAUUCCGAUUUGGGUCCUGCCGAGUAGAGGGGGUAGUUCUCCCUGAACUAUGGGAGGCCUUCCAGGCCAUGAAGCACACUGUGCAAGCUCAGGAUAACGUCACAAGUGUCCGGCUGCUGAAGCAGGAGGUUCUGCAGAACGUCUCGGACACUGAGAGCUGUUACCUUAUCCAUGCCCUGCUGAAAUUCUACUUGAACACUGUUUUCAAAAACUACCACAAGAAAAUUGUGGAAUUCAAGAUCCUGAAGUCAUUCUCUACUCUGGCCAACAACUUUUUGGCUAUCAUGUCAAAACUACAACCCAGUGUGAAGGAAAAUGAGACAUUUUCCAUCAGUGAGAGUGCACACAGACGGUUUCUGCUGUUCCGGGGAGCAUUCAAACAGUUGGACAUAGAAGCAGCACUGACCAAAGCAUUUGGGGAAGUGGACAUUCUCCUGACCUGGAUGGAGAAAUUCUACCAACUCUGA
Castor canadensis (American beaver) is the source of this 716-nucleotide messenger RNA. The record is from RefSeq and is a predicted model, not a curated record. Lineage: Eukaryota; Metazoa; Chordata; Mammalia; Rodentia; Castoridae.